This is a messenger RNA of Xylona heveae TC161, 1569 nucleotides long. RefSeq names its product MFS general substrate transporter. Gene Ontology annotation, biological process: transmembrane transport. The transcript has 4 exons. Bases 1 to 1569 code for a protein of 522 amino acids. The record is from RefSeq and is a predicted model, not a curated record. Gene Ontology annotation, molecular function: transmembrane transporter activity. Lineage: Eukaryota; Fungi; Ascomycota; Xylonomycetes; Xylonales; Xylonaceae.
AUGCAUCGGGACAUCGAUAGCAUCAAGUCCAAGGAGGAGCAAUCAGAUGGAGUAGCGUCUCCAAAGCGAGCCGAUGGCAAGAUUGAAAUGCAGGAAGAGGACUGCUACGAGAAGCUCGGCUUCUGUUUUCCGACAUGGAAGAAGUGGUCGAUUCUGUCCGCCAUCUUCAUCGUCCAAUCCUCGAUGAAUUACAAUUCCAGCGUCUAUCCUAAUGCUGUCCCGCAAAUUGCCGAACAUUUCGGUGUUAGUCUCCAGGCGGCUCGGUGCGGUCAGAUGGCUUUCCUCAUCGCCUACGCCUUUGGAAGUGAGCUCUGGGCCCCCUGGAGUGAGGAACUCGGACGCUGGCCGAUUAUGCAGCUUAGUCUGUUCCUCGUCAACAUUUGGCAGAUCCCUUGCGCCCUCGCACCAAACUUUGGCACCAUUAUUGUCGGUCGCUUCCUCGGCGGUAUCUCCUCUGCCGGUGGCUCCGUGACGUUGGGCAUGGUUGCCGACAUGUGGGAAUCAGACGAUCAACAAUACGCCGUUGCAUUCAUCGUCUUGUCCUCUGUCGGUGGAUCCGUUCUGGGUCCUAUCGUUGGGGGUUUCGUGGAAGCAUACCUCGAUUGGCGAUGGAACUUUUGGAUCCAGCUCAUCUUUGGUGGCUUCACGCAGAUCAUCCACUUCUUCGUCCCCGAGACACGCGCGAGCGUCUUGGUUGACCGCGAGGCCAAGAAGCGCCGCAAGGCUGGUGAGAAGAACGUCUACGGUCCUGGAGAGCUCAAAGAGCAUCGCUUCUCGAUAAAGGAAAUUCUCAUUGUCUGGUCCCGUCCCUUUGAGAUGUUUGUUCGCGAGCCCAUUGUGUUGUUUCUGUCGCUUCUCAGUGGCUUCAGCGAUGCCUUGAUCUUCACCUUUUUGGAGUCAUUUGGUCCCGUGUUCAAGCAGUGGGGUUUCGGCACCGUUGCCAAUGGUCUGGCUUUUAUUUCGAUUGCCGUUGGAUACAUUAUCGCCUACAUUUCUUUCCUUCCAUGGAUCCACAAAGACCGGAAAAUCCGUCGCCGCGACCCGGAUGCUCUCCAGCCCGAGACUCGACUCUGGUGGCUUCUCUUCACCGCCCCUCUUGAGACUAUCGGUCUUUUUGGGUUCGCAUGGACCAGUUUAGGCCCUCCCCACGUGCACUGGAUCGCCCCCAUGAUUUUCGCCUGUCUGAUUGCCAUUGCGAAUUACGCCAUUUACAUGGCUACAAUUGACUACAUGGUGGCCAGUUACGGUCCUUACUCGGCAUCUGCCACUGGUGGUAAUGCUCUAGCUCGUGAUUUCCUUGCCGGUAUUGCGGCAAUGUACGCGACACCUUUCUUUGAAAAUGUCGGCCACAAAUACCACCUUGAAUGGCCUAGCACCAUUCUUGCAUUUAUUGCCCUCUUCGUCGCCAUUCCCAUCUACAUCUUUUACUGGAAAGGCCCUCAAAUCCGUGCUCGGUCAAAGUUUGCCCAGACCUUGGCAAGCGAUCGCAAAGCGCACGAGGUUGCAACUGCCGAGAAAAGCCGCGAGAAACGGUCUCGCGGUGGCGCCGCUCACCUCGAGAAUGUUUAA